CGCACAAAUCAAUGCUAGAGAUGCAAAUCCGCCACCUUCACCCCCAGGGACGCCAGAUCUCCUUGGACGUAGCGGGAAUGCAGAGCGAUCUGGGAGCGUACCAGCCAUCAGGGAGACACCUGCACCCGACGAGAGGGAAGGUCGAAGACAGUCGACAUCCGCCUCUAUUAUCCUAGGGCCUCCACGCGCCGUGUCACCUUUCACCAUGGUCGACUCAUCAACACCGCCGCCGAUUAGCCAAAGUGUGACGUUUUCGACGCGAGCAAUUGAGAACGUGUCAGACAUCAUGGAUGCCCUGAACAUCUCGACCGCUAUGUCGAUUGGGUAUGGCACAAUCCACGGAAAUGGAAGCGCAGCAUUUGUAAAUGAGAACAAGGUUCUAGACUCCGAGUUGAAUUACAUUGUUAGUGUGGCCGUGAAUAAUGACAACACGAGCGUCGACCAGGAGGACAUGGAGUUUCAACCGAUUGAAGACCUCCCGCCGGACAGGUUUACGGAGGUCUAUGGAGACUCUUUUAUUAGCGGAUUUGAAGAAGGGGGCGUCUUCAAUGCCAUUAUCUCGAUUCAAGUGAACGAUAAGAGAAAGCUGAGGGAGGUCAAACAGGCUGUGGAUGUUCAGUUGGCUGUCGGACCAGUGCCUGUGGAUGUUGGUGUAAAAGAGGAGCUCAACAAGUCCCAUAUAGAAGCCCUGCAGGAUACUGAAAUCACGAUCAGUGUCAAUUGGACUGGCGGUGGAGAAGUGAAGAAGCCCGAGGUCCCUUGGACACUUGCUUCUGUUGUAGCAGUUGCCAACGCCUUUCCUUCAAUGGUGGCGAGGAGCUGUUCAAAGACACAAGCAAUUCUUAUGAGAUAUACGGCGUUGAAGUCAUUCCAGCAGUGGAAAUGGAAGAUGGUAGCAAAAGAUCCAGACUGGGCGAAGAAGUUCAUUAUCCUGAACUACGCCCCUUGCCAAUUGUAUACGUCGGAUCUUUUUGAUGCCAUGAUGUCCUACAAAAAGCUCUGGAAACGGAUCUCAGAAAUCCUGAAGAAUCCGUCGAAAUUCAAGAUACGAGAACCGGAGAAGAAGCCUCAGUACACUUCCAAUACUCUUGCAACAGACGACUUCUACGCCCCUAGACUAGAGCGCGGGAUACAUAUCGAAACCUCAAUGUCCAACUUAUCGCAAUCGUCAGAGAAGCUUUCUCCGUGCCAAAAGCGAGCGAAAGGAUUCAUCGAGCGUAACAACACAUUUGAGAUUGAAGAUAACACAAUUGGCGAGAGUUGGGAUCUGUACGCCAUCAACCAUGAUCGGUCACCGAUACCUGUGGAUCCCUUAGCCCUGAACGAGGCAAAGCUCCUAUGUCGCGAGGCCAUGACACUGAUUGUUCAGGAGGCAGCCCGGCUCGUGGACCACCCACACUUGGCAUAUGCCGAGUUCAAUGUCAUGACAGGUAAAACUCAGAUGAAGCGCCCAGACUUUGCAUAUCCAGAGGUCCUCCGAAUGCGCCUUCCGGUACCUAAUGCCAAUGAUGCGUCUGACGAUUCCAUGACGCAAGAUGCAGCUGCCAUCAAGACGCAAGCGUUCUCUCGCGACAACGAUCUAUAUACGCACUUGGUAGGAGAUCCACCGCUCGCGCGUCGGACUUACAAGGCAUUCACAUCUUUGGAUCUGAAUGAGACUCCGCGCGGCCGUGUGCAAGCCCAAAAGGGGGAAAACACGCUGCGCAAGAUAUGUUUACACAGCUACCACCAUCACAGUCUAGCCUGGAGUUCUUUCGACGCUGAUGCUGACGGCGCCAUAGGAGCCAUCGGCUUCGGUUUCGCUCAUGAUCCGCCUUCAGACAAGAACUCCAAGGAUUGCUUCUUGCACCACUACGGGCAUCCAUCCGGCGACGCAGAAUCCAAAUGCAAAGUACUCGACCUAGGGUCCAAGACUGCUUCGACAGAGAUUACUCGGAUAGAUAUCUGCUUCGUUCCUGGCACCGGCAGAAUUGCUGGAAUCGUCUUCUAUGAUGACUUCGUUGAUGCGACGACAGAGAGGCUAGCGAUUCGGCAGUGGGGAGCAGCCGGACGAGAGCCGGACGGGCUGCAGGUGGUCACGCAAACACCUCCGGAUGACGGGGAAAAGUGGAGAUUUGUUGGGGUAUGCGGAGAGUUUGAUUCGAGCAUGUUCGGAGAAGUGCUUGCACGGGUCAGUGGGAUAUGGAGAAGGGUUUAGGAUGGUUCUUGAUUCUUCCAUGGAUAUGUUGAUUCUUGGGUAUGGUGUCGGGGUUCGGCGUGGCGUUAUUAGUAUAAAGGCAGAAUACCCAGAUAAAUCGUUUGUUCUUGAUAUCAGGCACGCCAUUUUCUACUGUGUUGAUAAUGUCUAUUAUAGGUAAACAUGAUAUGAUAAGUUAAUGCCUCAUUGUUAUCAGAAAUUCGGAUGGAUGACCGAAAAGCCUGGUCGCCACGGUCUGAUUCUUCCCCGCUUAGCGUCAUGACCCUUCACCAUGAAUCCAUGCCCGCU
Molecule: messenger RNA, 2485 nt
Organism: Pseudovirgaria hyperparasitica
Lineage: Eukaryota; Fungi; Ascomycota; Dothideomycetes; Acrospermales; Acrospermaceae
Exons: 2
Coding region: 206-2197 (663 amino acids)
Source: RefSeq, a predicted model, not a curated record